Messenger RNA from Dermacentor andersoni, 3454 nucleotides. RefSeq lists its product as uncharacterized. Gene Ontology annotation, molecular function: DNA-binding transcription repressor activity, RNA polymerase II-specific; RNA polymerase II cis-regulatory region sequence-specific DNA binding. The record is from RefSeq and is a predicted model, not a curated record. Gene Ontology annotation, biological process: regulation of transcription by RNA polymerase II. NCBI's taxonomy places the organism in Eukaryota, Metazoa, Arthropoda, Arachnida, Ixodida, Ixodidae. Gene Ontology annotation, cellular component: nucleoplasm.
UUGCACUGUGUCUACCGUUCGUGAUUUGUUUAAAUCAGAUAAGUGCAUCUGCGCUACGGCUGAGAUAUUAUUUUAAAUAUGUUCCUUUUUUGCAUUAUAGCCAACAAUAGCCACUCCGCAGCCAUAGCUUCAACUUUGAUCUAGCCAGCUCUAGCUUCUGCUUCUCUUCCUUCAAAAUUCAAAAUGCUCUAGCUCUACCGCAGCAAGCAGAUACUUAUUAUUCGUUGUUGUUGUACCUCGCGUUCUAAGGCAUCGCAGUCGUACCACUACCACUGUGUAAGGUACACUUUCCUUUCUGGUAUGUGCUACCGCAACGCAUCUGGAAAAAAGGCUUCACAAAUGCGAUGAGCCUAGCUGAAGGUAUCACUGCCAAAACGGCAUGCCACGCCCCUUCCAUCGUCAUCGGUCAGGUCGAGGUUGGCACGCAGUGCGGGUUCCCUCUGGCUGACAAGUCUGUUGACUGCUCCUUCAGAGCAGACAGCGAGUCGAGGAGCGUGCAGACUACAGAGACUGUGGAUCAAUCAUGCUCCACUACAGCAUCCAGGCCUUCUAUUUCUCCAUCGACAGCCAACAGUGACAAUUCACAGCAGGGACGCCUCCAACAAGAUAAUGUCUGUGACUAUGAGGCUCGUAAACUGAUUUGUCUGGAAGCACAUGCCAGGGUCUGUACUGGCGAGCGUCUGUUUAAGUGCGAUUUGUGCCAUAAGAGCUUCUCAAAAAGAGACCACCUGAAAAGCCAUCUGCGCACCCACACAGGUGAUAAGCCAUGGCAAUGCCCUUCAUGCCCUCAAAGGUUCUCGCAUAAGUCCAGCAUGAAAGACCACCUGCGCACCCACACAGGCGAGAAGCCAUUUCAAUGCCCUUCAUGCCCUCAAAGCUUCUCCCAUAAGUCCAGCAUGAAAAACCACUUGCGCACCCACACAGGUGAAAAACCAUGGCAGUGUCCUUCAUGCCUUCAGAGCUUCUCACAUAGGUCCAGCAUGAAAGCCCACCUGCGCACCCACACAGGCGAGAAGCCAUUUCAAUGCCCUUCAUGCCUUCAGAGCUUCGCAGUAAAGACCAACCUGAAAGUCCACCUGCGCACGCACACAGGCGAGAAGCCAUUUCAGUGCCCUUCAUGCCUUCACAGCUUCUCGCGAAAGACUGACCUGAAAACUCACCUGCGCACCCACACAGGUGAGAAGCCAUUUCAGUGCCCUUCAUGCCCUCGGAGCUUCGCAGUAAAGAGCCACAUGAAAGUUCACCUACGCACCCACACAGGUGAGAAGCCAUUUCAUUGCCCUUCAUGCCCUCAAAGUUUCUCGCAUAAGUCCAGCAUGAAAGACCACCUACGCACCCACACAGGCGAGAAGCCAUUUCAAUGCCCUUCAUGCCCUCAAAGCUUCUCACAUAAGUCCAGCAUGAAAAACCACUUGCGCACCCACAUAGGUUAGAAGCUGUGGCGGUAUCCUUCAUGCCUUCGGAGCUGCUCGUAUAAGUCCAGCAUGAAAGACCACCUGUGAAACCACACAAAUGAGAAGCCAUUUCAAUGCCCUCUGUGUCCUGAGAGCUUCUCACAAAAGCCAGACCUGAAAGACCACCUGCGCAACCACACCGGAGAGAAGCCAUUUCAGUGGCCUUCAUGCCCUCAAAGCUUCUCGCAUAAGUCCAGCAUGAAGGAACACUUGCGAAACCAAACAGACGCGAAGCUGUUUCAAUGCCCUUCAUGCCCUCUGUGAUUCUCGUGCAAGUCCAACAUGAAGGAACAACUGCAUACCCAUGCAGGCGAGAAGCCAUUUCAUUGCCUUUCAUACACUUGGAAAUUCUCGCUGAAGAAUGCCGUGAAGUAAAAACUGACCACUCAUACAAGUGACCGACCUUACUGUUCUGCCACCUGCUCCAAGUACUUUGCACUUGCUGAUUACUUGAGCAGACAAGACCAUGAUGCAGUAGAGUAGGUCAACAGCUAUGUUGAACUUAAGUUAGAAAUCUAUAGAUAUGGAGAAUGCUACAGGGUGUUCUGCUGCAUCAAGUAGCACAAGUGUUCCUAUGUGCUCUUAAAAAGGCCCUGGAAUUAUUUCUUUGUGUCACCAUAUUUGCUCUAGAUCUAUUCGCAGCAUGUCAUAGGACAAACAGCAACAGAAAUGAUGAAAAUCGACCCAUACAAACGUGUUAUCGCUCAUAAAGAAAUUCAAAAUAUACAAGGAAAACAAGAGUUAAGCUCAAUUUCCACUGGAAUUUUAGCUGCUCUUAAUUCCACAUUUCACUUUGCUAUGACUUCAUGUGGUGACGUCAAUGAAUAGCAGCAGGACAUUAGCAAAAGUCGGCGCACCACAGUUGCCAAGUCUGCUCAGCCAUGGCAUACCCAUUGCCUCCACGAUCUGGUGACUCAACACAGAUGGCAUACAUCCCACAAUAGAACAGACAGAUGCCAUUGUAGCCACGCCACAACCAGAGAACAAGCAGCAGCUUCAUUCUUUGCUUGGAACUGUAAACUACUAUAGUAAAUUCCUGCCUCUAGUGUCUGUGGUGGCCCAUCCCUUGUUACAAGACAUGGGCGUUGACAAAUGCCCACCAAAGAUCCUUUGAUGACAUCAAAACUGUGACAGUGUCAACAGAGGUCCAACAGAACAGCAUUGUGACACAUCUCGCCAACAAAGAAGGAAAAGUUUAUUGCUGGAAAAUAUGACAGCCCCACACUGACGAAUGCAGCUACAUAUAGUAAGACCACUUCAGCUGCUAGCAAAAUGUGGCGGUGGUGUAGCACUGGGAAAAGGGGAUCACUACCGUGAACGGUGGCGCUGACAUCAAGGCACACUAACAUGCUGAUGUUCACCUGUGCAUGCGCCUCAGAAAAUCUAAUUAUCUCAUUUGUGCUGCAGCAUUUGUUGCUGCUCGAACGUUGGAUGCGGAAGGAUGCGGGCAAUUGAUGACUUCUACCUUGACCAACAGUUUGAUAGUUUUUCACUAGAUUUGCAAGCCGUAGAGGUUUGAAGUACGUGCUUGAAACAGUGGAAAACUUUGCUCAAUCGAAAGAUUCUGAUAAAUGUACUUUGUUAAAUCACCAAAAAAGCUACAUGAUUUUCAGUGGCACUGUGAUAGGGUAACAUAAAUAUUUUGUUACAUUGCUGGUUUUGUAAAUUGAGAUUUGUUAUUUCGAGGUGUGUCUGUAUUCCCAUUGCUAUUCACAGCUUUAGAAUGUAUGUUAUUUUUAUUGGCUGUACAUUUGUGAAUUUUUCUUACAUUUAUGUGACUAAUUCUUUCAGUAUUAUUUUCUUUUUUUGCAUAUGAACAUUUUUUGUUAGGCUCAUGUAUUCAUUGCCUCUAGGUUCUGCUAUGUAUGGUGUUAUCCUGGAGGCUCUUAUAUUGUUGUAUUUAUACUUCUUUUUUUUUCACAAAUAGGUACUUGUUUACAGCAAUUGAUUGUUUAUAGAAUUUACUUGGCAUCAGAGCACCAAUAAAUGCCUGUGUUUAA